AUGGCGGACAACUCUAUCCACAAAACUGCACUCCGAACUCGGUACGGGUCGUACGAGUAUCUUGUGAUGCCGUUUGGACUCACCAACGCGCCAGCCACAUUUCAGGCAGAAAUGAACCACAUCCUUCGGCCCCUUCUGGACGAGUGCGUGGUGGUAUACUUGGACGACAUCCUGAUCUACUCAAAAGACAUGAAGCAGCACGUUGAGCAUCUGCGACGCGUCUUCGAAAUUCUCCGACGAGAACGCUUCUACGUGAAACUAUCCAAGAGCGAGUUCGCACUGAAGAAGGUCCAAUUCCUCGGACAUAUGGUGAGCGCUCAGGGAGUUCACGUGGAUCCAAAGAAGAUCGAAACAGUGCGAACAUGGAAGACCCCCGAGAACGUGAAGGAGUUGCAGCAGUUCCUCGGAUUCGCUAACUACUACAACCGGUUCGUACCAAACUACGCCAAGAUCGCCGCACCACUGACUAACAUGUUGAAGAAAAAUGCACCAUUCCAGUGGGAGGCGAAGCACCAGGAAGCCGUGGAACAGCUGAAAACCGCACUCACGUCCGCACCUGUACUCAUCCUGCCUGACCCCGAACUUGACUACGUCAUCGAGGCCGACGCUAGUGAUCAAGCUGUGGGCGCAGUACUCAUGCAAGACCAAGGGAAGGGAUUACAACCCAUUGCAUACCUUAGUAAAAAACUUCACGGGGCAGAACUCAAUUACCCCAUCCAUGACAAAGAGGCCCUCGCCAUCGUCAACGCGUUUAAGGCAUGGAGGUGUUAUCUCGAAGGAAGAAAGACGACCGUCUACACUGACCACUGCAGCCUCAAAUAUCUGAAGACCCAACCAACACUCUCCAGGCGGCAGGUCCGGUGGAUUGACUUCCUCGAAACCCACUUCCACUAUGACAUCGUGUAUAAGCCGGGGCACAAGAACAAAGCAGACGCACUCAGUCGCCCUGCACAUGUUGCCGCCCUACAAGUCGAUGGCAUGAACCCACUCUUGAAGGGACUCUUCACGCAUGGAUACACUAUCGACCCCGAAAUCUCUGUAGCAGAAAAACGCCAUCUUAUGCAUUGGGAUCAAGACAUCGCAUACCGCAAGGGAUCCACAAAAAUAUGGGUACCUAAUUACCCUCCUCUACGGCAGUUACUACUCGAAGAAUAUUAUGACGUUCUCUACGCGGGCCACUUCGGUAGUAACAAGACACUUGCCGGUAUUGCGAAGCAUUAUUAUUGGCCCCACAUGGCGGAUGACGUACAAAAAUUCGUCACCUCGUGCGACACAUGCCAACGGAUGAAGAGCAGCAAGCAGAAGAAAGCCGGAUUACUUCAGCCUCUUCCAGUCCCCGAACAGCCUUGGCAAGUGGUUAGCUUGGACUUCAUCACCGGGUUACCACCUACCAACGCUGGGUACGAUGCCAUCCUGGUUGUCAUCGAUAAAUUCUCAAAAAUGGGACACUUCAUCCUGACACACACGACGGCUCGCACCGAGGAGACAGCGCAAUUAUUCUUCCGCUACGUCAUCUCGCAGCAUGGCAUUCCGACCACGCUGAUCUCCGACAGAGAUCCAAAAUUCACAAGUAAAUUCUGGAAGGAGCUCAUGUCGCUCAUGGGGACCAAACUCGCCAUGUCAUCAGCCUAUCAUCCCCAAACGGACGGUCAGACAGAGCGCCUCAACCAGAUUGUUGAACAGCUUUUGCGAGCAGCGUGUAAGGAUGAUAUCUCCAAAUGGGAUGCGCACCUGCCGGUUCUCGAGUUUGCGUACAACAACGCUACACACGCCGCAACAGGACAGACCCCUUUCUUCCUCUGUUACGGUCGAAAUCCACUCACGCCUCAGAAACCGACAGUACCGGCCACGAUGCAACCCGCACAUGGCUUCGUUACCGCUAUGCACCAGUUGUGGGAGCGCACUCAUAAACGCCAUCUAACUAUCCAGCAGCAGCAAAAGAAGCUCGCUGAUCGGAGUCGCAACGAUCACUCCAUCAAGAUUGGCGAUCAAGUGCUUCUGGAUACACGCAAUCUCGACAUCAGCCAUCUUCCGUCUAAGCUCCGACCUCGCUUCUGCGGACCUUUCCUCGUCGAGGCGCAGGUCACUCCAGUAACCUUCCGCUUGCGUUUACCAGCUACUUGGAAGAUUCACAAUGCCUUCCAUGUUCAACUUCUCAAGCCAUAUCGGGACCCAAACACGGUCUUCAAAGGUCGCCAACCGCCGCCGCCACCGCCAGUGAUCGUUAAUGGGGAACCUGAGUACGAAGUCGAAGCUGUUCAGGCGCACCGACGACGACGUAACGGCACCUUGGAGCUCUUCCUACCGACACAUUUACUAUACGGCACCGCCAGCGCCGACAGUGGUGUAUACGGUGUAAUCUGGGCGUAA
This is a messenger RNA of Closterium sp. Yama58-4, 2370 nucleotides long. The record is from the annotation of a GenBank genome assembly. Lineage: Eukaryota; Viridiplantae; Streptophyta; Zygnematophyceae; Desmidiales; Closteriaceae.